AUGCAAGCUUUCGUAGCGUUCGUCUCGAUCGGAUACGCCGCCAUCGCGAUGUGGCUAGGCUCGAUGAAGCUCACGCGCUGGCAGAGGCGAAGCGUCCUGGUCACGUACACCGCAGCAGGAACUGUUGAGGCAACUUUUCUCCUGCAAGCCUUUGGCCUUGUGUCCAUCCACGUUGCGUACCAUUUGACGCUGGCGUUGACGGCUAUCUUCUUUGUUGCCUUCAACGUCACCAACGCGCUGCUAGUACUGGAAUCCGAGGAACCCGAUGCGGCAGCUGAGUCUGCAGAGUCAGUCCCGCGGAUCAUCGAGGCCACCCCAACACGUAUUGUAACAUCUCACCUAGCACCUUGUUGCUAA
This is a messenger RNA of Phytophthora sojae, 357 nucleotides long. RefSeq lists its product as hypothetical. The record is from RefSeq and is a predicted model, not a curated record. The coding region runs from base 1 to 357 and encodes 118 amino acids. The transcript has 2 exons. Lineage: Eukaryota; Oomycota; Peronosporomycetes; Peronosporales; Peronosporaceae.